AUGACGGAGGAAUUGACCAUCGUGCAUCGCACUGCCAUCUUUAUGGAAAAUGUUUGCAACAGAAUUUACCGUUGUAAUAUCGCUGUUAAUAUCCAACAACGUCUAUGUGACAUCGGGGGAUACUAUUAUCCAUGCUUUUGUCACCCGGGCCUGAGCAAUAAUGCACAUGAUGAUAAAGACCAAUCAUUCAAGGUAAUUUACAGCGAUUUGGCUGUCAUGUUUCCUUUAUACCACGUCAAGCACCAAGUCUGUGACCAAAAGAACAAAGUAGCAAGUCAUGCGUGGCUGAUCAAGAUAAGAACUGCCGUAUUUGUUAUGACAUUCCUCAAGUUUUGA
Fusarium graminearum PH-1 is the source of this 336-nucleotide messenger RNA. RefSeq lists its product as uncharacterized. NCBI's taxonomy places the organism in Eukaryota, Fungi, Ascomycota, Sordariomycetes, Hypocreales, Nectriaceae. The transcript is spliced from 4 exons. Bases 1 to 336 code for a protein of 111 amino acids. The record is from RefSeq and is a predicted model, not a curated record.